Messenger RNA from Homalodisca vitripennis (glassy-winged sharpshooter), 3986 nucleotides. RefSeq names its product neprilysin-2-like. Bases 46 to 2178 code for a protein of 710 amino acids. The record is from RefSeq and is a predicted model, not a curated record. Gene Ontology annotation, cellular component: plasma membrane. Gene Ontology annotation, molecular function: metalloendopeptidase activity. NCBI's taxonomy places the organism in Eukaryota, Metazoa, Arthropoda, Insecta, Hemiptera, Cicadellidae. The transcript is spliced from 15 exons. Gene Ontology annotation, biological process: protein processing.
GAUAACGCAGCAAGUUAUAAAGCAAGGCAUUGUGAUGCUAGUGAUAUGAUUGGUGGGAUCAUAACAACUCCCAUUAUUUGUGUUACUUUGGUUUUAGUACGUGCUGCAACAGGUAAAAGUACAGAAAUAUGCAGAACUGCAGAAUGCAUAAAGGCAGCAGGUACAAUCUUGGGCAACAUGGACUGCAGCGUAAACCCUUGUCAGGACUUCUACAGAUUCGCCUGCGGAGGGUUCAUCAACAGAACUGUUGUUCCGGAAGAUAGACACAUGUGGACCGCAACCUCAGAUAUGGAAUUAACAGUGUUGAAAAGGAUAGCAGAGACGUUUAACUCCUCUUCGAACACAGAAGUUAGGCCUCGGUACUUCCGAAUCGCUCAAAACUUUUACAAAAGUUGCAUGAAUGAAGAAGCCAUAGAAGAGAAUGGUCUGGAAGGUAUGAAACAACGGUUGGAGCUUUUAGGAGGUUGGCCUGUUCUUGACGAGUACGGGGUAUGGGAUGAGGAUGACUUUGACUGGGUGAACACCACAGUUUUGCUUAUGGAUGAGGGCUGGUCUUCUGAUAUGCUCGUAGAUCUCUGUAUUGGGACAGAUGCCAGAAAUAAUUCUAGGAGUCGUCUUCAGAUAAGUCAAGCUGACCUGGGGAUUCCUCGGGAGUACCUUGUGCAAGGCCUGACGAAUGAAAUUGUCCAGACCUACUUUGAGCUGAUGGUUGAGGUAGCAAUGGAGUUUGGGGCACCGUUAAAAUUCGCAACGGAAGAGCUCAGUGAUGUUUUAAUGUUCGAGAUUGAACUUUCCAAGAUUUCAGUGCCUCAAGAAGAAAUGAGGGACCAUUUCCGACUAAACAACCCAAUAUCCUUGUUUGAGCUGGAAGAGCAAUUCCCUUUAGUAAACUGGAGUGUGCUGAUACCUUGCAGUCUUGAAAAGUACGUGGUUGUCUCUCCUGAGGAAGUAGUGGAUGUGGUGGUGCCCUCAUACUUUCAGAAGCUUGGCCCUCUUGUGGAAAGAGUUGAUAAGAGGGUAGUAGCAAACUACAUAAUGUGGCAUGUGGUGUACGAAAGCCUUCCCUUCUUGCCAAAGCGUGUCUCUCACAUCCGCCGAAAGUUGAUGGUCGCCCUCACAGGAGCUAAGAGAUUCAGGCCAAGAUGGGAGUUUUGCACAAACAGCUUGUUAGACAGAUUUGAACCAAUAGUUGGAGCGAUAUAUGUAAGGAAGUAUUUUAAACCAAAAUCCAAAAAGCAAGCUACACAAAUGGUGACAUUUAUCCAAAAGGAAUUUCUUAAGCUGAUAUCCGAAGUGUCUUGGUUGUCCAAGGAGACUAAGCAUACCGCAAUCAAGAAAGCAUCCAACAUAUUUCACCACGUUGGCUAUCCUGAGGAACUAUUAGAUGAUGUAGAGUUGGAUAGGUUCUACAAAAAGAUGGAGAUGACGAAUGGAGAUCUUAUAAGAAAUUUGUUGGCCGGACAGCAGUUUGAGAGUUACAGAGCUUUCAGUGAGCUACAUCGGCCGUUCAACCAGACUCGCUGGGACUUGCAUGCCGAGGUGACUGAGGUGAAUGCUUAUUACGUUAGCGACCAGAAUAGUAUAGAAAUUCCAGCAGGUAUUCUGCAAGGCUUAUUCUAUUCACCAGAUAGGCCAAAUUACCUCAACUUCGGAGCGUUAGGAUACGUAAUUGCUCAUGAGCUUCUUCACUCCGUGGAUGAUGAGGGCAAACAGUACGAUAGCCGUGGAAAUCUACACAAUUGGUGGGACAGGUCAACCCAAAAAGAGUUUGACAAGAGAGCCAAUGAACUGGUCAGAGAAUACUCAAGCUAUGUCGUCCCUGAAGUGAACAUGACGCUGAAAGGGGUGAACAUACAAGGGGAAGUGAUAGCAGACCACGGAGGACUUAAGGUGGCUUACAACGCGUACCACACCUGGGCCUCCCGCCACCCCCCUGAACCUGGCCUACCUCAGCUGGAGCACUUCUCGGCCAAUCAGCUGUUCUGGCUCAGUGCUGCCAACAGUUGGUGUACCAAGGAAAGAGAAGAAAGUCUUCGGUUAGGAGUAAUGGUUGAUGUCCAUCCUCCUUCAGAGUUCAGAAUAAAUGGACCUUUUCGUCAUUCCAGUUUAUUUGCCCAGGAUUGGAAAUGUCCUCCAGGAUCGUUCAUGAAUCUUCCAAAUAAAUACAACGUCUGGUAGAAGGUUGUAUAGACUAUUACCUAUACAUCUAAUCAUAUUUCCGUUAUACUAAAUAAUAAAAAAUAUAGUAUUUUAUUGAAUCUAAACAAAACUCCUAAAACUAAUUGUGUAAGGACACUUAUAUAGUUUUGAGCUUAUAUCCUAAUAACUUGAAUUGGCAAAAUAUAUCAGAGUUUAAGUAAAUUUUCAUCAUGUGCUAUUUUUUUGGUUUAGACUUACUAGAAAUUCGGAAUUUGUUUGCGCUUUCAUACUAUUUUACAUUACUCAGACGAAUUUUUGAAAUAUAUCUAUAUCUUAAUAUAUUCGGUAUAUUGAUUUAACGAGCAAUAGCGAAGUUCGGACAUGUUUUUACGCUUUCAUACAAUUUUACUUUUAAGAGAAAUAGUGAAAUAUAUUUUAAUAUAUUUAAUGUAUUGAUAGAGCGAAUAAAAACGAUCAUCACUCCAGAAGCGGGGAAAAUGUAUUUUCUAUCUGCAUUACAUAUUUAAACUAAGGUAUGGAUUUUAAAUUUUGCACGAAGCAUCAUUUAUAUAUAUAUAUAUAUAUAUAAGCAACCCAAGUUCGAUUAUAGUCCAAGAGAUUUGAUUGAGCUUUAGCAAAUAAUAUUACAUUGAUCUAAUGUGUAACCAUGACGCCAACUAGUAAAUACAGAAUAAAUAAUGUAAAUAGAUUAUGAUCAUAUAAGAUUUUAACAUGUGACAUGUUUAAAGAGUAAAAAGAAAAAAUAAUGUAAUUUUUUCUCAAGCAAAUAAUAAAUUGUAAUGCAUCUUAAUAAAAUCAGUGUAAUUGUAUUUUAAUAGAAUGUUAUUUUUAUAUUUUUGGGUAAGAGAGAUAACCCCCUGUGUAUGGAAUAUGGAAUUCUACUUUUAGGCUUAUUUAAUUUAUCGUGUAAAAAGGUUAUACAAAUAUUUAGAGAUGGUAGGAGACAGAUAGUGGUGUUUAUCUUUGAAAGCUUUUUAAUAAAAUUAAAAUACGUGUAGUGUUGAACUUCUUAAAAAAAAGGCAAACUAAGGUAUAAUAUACCCAUUUAAGAAGAUCGAAUAUAUAAUAACAAUCAUUUGAAUAUUAUAUUCAAGUUUAAUUUCUAUAGGUUAGGUAUGAAAAGAAUUGUUUUUAUCGUGCUUGUUUCAAGUAAAACAGUUUUGGAUUUAGCCAACUUUAUAGAAAGUAUAAAGAACGAAAAUGUAACUCCCUCUCGACUGUAUUUACGAGGGCGGCCCUGUUUUCUCACCCGUUUGCUCUUGUUAACGUUUUUUACUUUAAAAACUCCGAUUAUUUAGUAUCAGUGUCUUGUUAUAAAUCUGCCUAGAGUUCAGUUUUCCUACAUAACCACAACUACUAAAUUAAUUAACUGAAGCAAUAUAACACUCAAAUGAGUUUUAUAUGUCACUACUCCGUUUUUUUUAAUUAUAAUUAAUCAUGAAAUCGCAUGUGUUAGCAAAGGGUGAUGCCGUGUCCACAGAUGAUCUAACUUAUAAUAAUUAGUCUGCAGUAUACAUCAUUACUAGCGUGUUAUAUAAAGGUCAUGUGAUCAUCCAGCAAGCCUAUUGUAGAUAAUUUUACAAGAAAAUGUUUUGCUGAAAAAUAACUGAUACGAAUAAUAACAUUUAUAUUGUUGUUAUAUUGGUUUAGCGUUAUUUUAUAUACGUUAGAUACAAGUGCGGUUAAAUAAACAACUUUAGGAUACAUUUAUGUCGUCAAAUCGUUUAGUACUUUAUACGAGUACAUCAUGAUUUGUGUUCAUAGUUCAUGAUAUGUAUGUAAUAUAAAUAUGCUUUUGAUUAUUUAAAUAUACUUUUUUAGAAAGA